GCAGAAAAAUUUGCCAGUCUAGACACAGUCUAUCUGUGCAUCUCAAUGAGCUUCUGUCUAUCAACCCUUUCCCUCCAUACCUCAUCCACUAUUCCCCGACAUCCUCAUCCCUUCCCUCCCAGACAUCCCAUCCUUUCAUCCCUCCGUCUGUCUGUCUGUCUAACUGCCCCUUCUCUUCUUCCACACCCUCUCUAACCCCCCAGUACCUCCCCAGUUACAUAUCCCCGUGGUACCGCCCAGCCCUUCCCAUGCCUGUGAGCUCUGUUCAGCCAUUCUGCAUGAUGGCCCUGACCCGGGGGAACCCUCCCGCCCCAGUGCCAAUGUUCCCUCUAGUCUUUUCCAUGUUGUUCUGUGCACCGAGGCCUGUGCGGAUGGGCACCCGCAGGAGAAACACAAACCGAGCUGUGGGUGCUCUGCUAAGCAGCCGGGUGACUCUGCGGAGCGGCUGCUUAUGGGACACUGUGCCCCCCCAGGGCCUGCAGGACAGAGGCAAAGAGCCCGGCUGUGGGUCCCAGGGGCUGCCAAGAGGCCUGGGAAUAGGACCCAGAGCUCCCAUGGCCAGUCCAAUGUAAAGGCGCCUGGAGCAGAAGCUGAUCUCAGAUCCCGAGGCAGUUGAAGAGGAACUGGCUGAGACCAGAUCGUGCAGUGCGGGAGAGCAUGAACGCCACGAGACCCCCCUGCACAUGUGCAGUCUGACUGACUACGGCUUUGAACAUCUCCAUCCUGCGGCACUGGGGCAAGCCGAGCACCUAAUGUGGAGCACCCAUGGGGACACGCAUCUCGAAGAAUGACAGUUACUGUAGCAAGCUCGCGCCAGUGGUGGCUGCAGAGUCCGGGGAUCCGUGGCCAGCAGGAGCUCCGGCCCUCGCUUUCCCGCUCGCCAUGCAGGGCUCCCUCGCGCUUGGCCUCCUGGCCGUGUUCCUCGCUGCAGUGAAAGGCCAAGAUGUCUGUUCAAGUUGCACUGGGUCCCCCGAGCAGUGUUUAAGCAACAUGCAGAAUUGCUCUGUUAACUUCACCGAGGGGGCCUGUGUCUUCACGCUGGAAAACACCUUCUCAGUGCCGCAGAGAAGCGCGCAGAACAGCCGGCAGUGCCCAGCCUGUGUGGGGGAGACAGCGGAGCAGUGCAGGAGCGACGCCAGGGUCUCCUGCUCGGGCCCUGAAGACCGUUGCUUUGACUUUGCGGGGACGCUCGUGAACUCCACCACCACGCAGGUCUGGAGAGGCUGCGCGACCGAGAGCAUCUGUCAGCUGCAAAUCAACGAGACCUUCUUCUACUCCAACCAGACCUACACGCUGACCAGCACCCGCUGCACCAACAGGGCCCCUCCCACCGUCACUCAGGCCCUGGCGUCCUCCCCGCUGCUGGCCGGGCUGCUCCUGCUGAGACAGCUGCUCUGAUCUGCCCUCGGGCUGCAGGGCCCUGGAGAAACCGCCCCACGGGAAGCUCUCAGGAGUGGGGGGCGCCGUUGGUGCCAGGCACCAUAGGAGGGGGAGAUCUCGCAUAAUUCUCCUGCACGAGUCACGCAGGGCAGCUGACCCAGACGCCUGGAGAUCAGCGAACCCAGUGGGCCGAAUAAAAACGGGGUUGAAACCA
Molecule: messenger RNA, 1594 nt
Organism: Pelodiscus sinensis (Chinese soft-shelled turtle)
Lineage: Eukaryota; Metazoa; Chordata; Testudines; Trionychidae
Source: RefSeq, a predicted model, not a curated record